Messenger RNA from Asterias rubens (European starfish), 4185 nucleotides. Its product is annotated as formin-like protein 20. The record is from RefSeq and is a predicted model, not a curated record. NCBI's taxonomy places the organism in Eukaryota, Metazoa, Echinodermata, Asteroidea, Forcipulatida, Asteriidae.
UGAGCAUUGGACAGAGGAGGGCUUGUGCAAGCUCCGCAGUGUUGCGUUACAAGCACCGAUUCACCUUUUGAGUUUGGGUAGUGGUGUGAACAGGAAAUAUAUAACAUUGGAUUGGCGCAGCAGGCCAACAUUUAUUUAGACGCCAAACCACAACCACCAGAAAUACACGCAUUGAUAUGUCAGUCACCUCAAUGUGGAUGAGUUUGCUCAUCUUAUUUUCCCGGGAGUAUCAGGGCAUCUUCUUGAGAAAAUGCCAGAGGCGUGAGGAGGCUUUCUAAGAGGGAUUAUCUUGGGACUCUACUCUUAAUUACUUCUAGAGAGAGAGGAGGUCUAUGGUUGCUGGACGUUAGGAUCUUGAACAUCAAGCUGUAACGUUUUGUGGAUGAUUAUCUUUUGCCCUUCUUGAGCUACUUUGUGGUCCCUAGCAACCAUUGAGAUCAAGAAGAUUGAUUCUACUUAAAUCCAUCUCAUCAAAGUGCCAUCCAAAACUUGGAAAUGUGUAAGCUGCAUUCACGUUUACUUUAUUGCCACCUUGCUCCCCAUGGGCAACUGAGUUUGGAGAUUAAUUUCAAGAGUAGUUGGAAGCUGCUCUGAAAUGUAAAUACUGAAAGUUGGUCGAGUCAAUAUUUGUUUACUGCAUGAAUGCAUUCAUCUGUGAACUCAAGAGUCCUCCACCAAUCCCAAGAUAGGUUGUCAAUUUCACACUGAAAAGCCAUUCCAGCAAGUAUUUCUUCUUGGAAAGAGCACCCAAAAUAACUUCCUGGAGCAAAGAACUUUUUCACAGAACCAAGACGCAGCAGACCAAUCACUGAUUGCUAACAGAACAAUGAUUCAAAGUCAUGGUUUUCUAUGCAAACACUCUACCAUCGCCAGAAAUCUCACAUAACAAGGUGUACUUUGUGGAUAUAAAGUAACUUCUCAAAACUUUAAAGGUGCCAUCUAUAUUUUCUUCUUCAAAAGAAAAGUUUGAAACUGGCAAUGAGUUCUUAUAAGUAUUUCCUGAUGGACAGUGAUGAUAGGGAAGGCAUCCAUGAUCCUCGUACUGGAAUUACUCAUGUUCUGCCUGAGGAUUUGGACCAGCUGUUCGAGCUCCAGCCACGAGUCUGGAAAGAUGGGAUCAGGACCCACCAACUGGAGCCCCAUGACCUUCUGGACUCAAGGAGCCACUUUUUCAAGAGCAAGGUCUUCAAACAUCCUAACACGUGUCAAGUCUGUAAUGAGGUCAUCUGGAAUGAAGGAAGAUCAUGCAGAGCUUGCAAGUUUGCCUGUCAUCGGAAAUGUCAGUACAAGGUCACAACAGAAUGUAAAUCUUCUGUGAAUAAUGCUCAGCACAGUAAUAGCCUCAGCCAACCACAAGCCCAAAAACCUCAACUGAACUUGAAAAGAGUUUCCAUUGAUAGUAAUCAGAACAAGAUGACAGCUCACGUCCAUGCAGAAAUCUCACCAAUGUCCAGAGGAGGGGAGAGCAAUAUCAAGUACUCCUUUGACCUGGAUGUUGACUACAUCACAGAAAGACUCAUUGGUGUCUCCUUCCCAUCCGGAGGCUUAGAGGCCCAGUACCGUAGCAACCUCAAGGAUGUAGUACGGAUGCUCAAGAGUAAACAUCAAGAUAAUUAUGUCAUCUUCAACCUCUCUCAGAAACGUCAUGACCUCAAUAAGCUGAAUUCCCAGGUGUAUGAUCUGGGCUGGCCUGACCAUCUGGCUCCACCCUUGGAGAAGCUGUGUAGUAUCUGUAAACACAUAGAGACAUGGCUGAAGGCAGAAUCACAACAUGUGGUUGUACUGCAUUGCAAGGGAGGGAGAGGUCCCAUUGGUAUGAUCGUCUUGGCCUACAUGAAUUACAUCAACAUCACCUCGAAUUCUGAGACAGCGAUGGACAGGUACGCCAUGAAACGUUUUUUAGAAGCCAAGACUGAAUCAGCCAUGCAUCCAUCUCAACAUCGUUACGUCAAUUACUUCACUGGUCUACUGAUGAGGUCAAUACAGGUCAACAGUGCACCUCUGUUCCUGCAUCAUGUUCUCAUACAUGGAGUUCCUAAUUAUGACGUCAAUGGAGGUUGUCGACCUUUUCUGAGGGUUUAUCAGGGGAUGCAGCCUAUCUAUACAUCUCCAGUAUUUUCAGUACCAGAGGGUACCAGUCGAUUCGCAAUCACAUUGGAUCAGGCGUUGCCAAUUAGAGGAGACAUCUUGAUUAAGUGCUACCACAAGAAGUUCCGAGCAACAACGCGAGAUGUGAUUUUCAGAUGUCAGUUUCACACAACGGCCAUCAUGGAGUGUCGUCUUGUGUACCAGAAGACGGAUCUAGAUGAUGCCUGCACUGAUGCCCGAUUUCCAGAGUUCACCAAAGUGGAGUUUGUUUUCUCUCAGACGCCAGACAGACUCCAUGGGAGUGACUACGUACCUGGGAGUAACUUCCCUGUGGAUAAUUCUGAUGAUCCGCUCAUCCGAUGGGAUUCUUACGAGAACUUUGAAACCACAAUCGAUGGCGGAGAUUACUCUCCAGAGAUCCUUGACUUGUCAAUCAACAUGAACAACAACAUCCCACACAGUUCUGCUCCAGAUGGCAGCUUGUAUGCUGAGGUUCAGAAAACGCCUAGUCCCAUUCGCCAAGAUAACCCAUUCUUCCCCUACCACCCCUCAGCGCCUACAUCGCCCACAUCUAAUCAACUGAAACCCAUCAUGCCUGGUUCAGUUGACUAUGAGAUGGGUCCUCGCAGCCCCAUGCAGACUACUCAGAUGGCUGUAUUGCGCGCUAAGAUGAAUGCGCAGAAGGAUCCAGGUUACCAGACCAGUAAGCAACGAACACCCAGUCCCCGUACUCCAACUAGUGAUCCACCCAGCCCAUUGCAACCUCAAUCUCCAUCAUUAACUCAGCCUAUUAACCAGUCCCCACUCCAGAGACCCACUGAGUUAAUGAAUGGACCAAAGUCGACACCAGAGACCCCCUCUACCGCUCAGCAGAAGAGGAUGAUGAAUUACAAGGAGAGACGAGACCUGGAUGAUCUGCUUAGAGGUAUUGGAGAUAACGCACCUGUCAAUCCCAGCUCUGAUAGCCAGAGACCAAGGGAUGAGGUGGUGGAAAAGAGAAAGAUUGUUGACAUCCAAGCCCAGAUGUCGCAGCUUCCUCCAAUGGAAUCUCAACGAUCACCAACUCCAAAGAUUUAUUACCCUCAGCCUCGGAGUGCGUUAGAUCUUGAGAAUCCAUACGCUGAAAUCACUGAUGCUGUCCCAAUCAGGAGUAUGGCUCUGAAUCCUGAGGCCAGCCAGCCCAGUCAGCCCAAUCAGCCACCCAUCGUAGAGCAAAUAGCUUUCACCCGUGUGGAGCCUGUUGAGAGUAUGAAAAUGCCAGAUUUGGAUAAACUCAGAACUCCACAGAACCAUGACAACCCGACCUAUGCAGCAACUAAGGACAGAGAUCGGGGCUCACAAUCAAGUACACCUCAAAGGAACCCAGAUGUUUCACAUUUGAAUAAUGUUAAUCAGUAUGCGUACCCAUUAGGCUCAAACCAACCUUCACCGGUUUGGGAACCUCAGCCUUUACGGGCAAAGAAGGAACAAAUUAUGUUCAUCUACAAGGAAGAUCCAACGUCUCCUCGAGGUCCACCAGUACCUCCCUUACCUGAGGAGUAUCUCCGCAAUCAAUCAGACCAGCCUGAUUCAUCUCAGGUACUGUCUAGCAACAGGACAUCCUCAGAAGUCAGUGACGAUGCAAUGACAUGGCUUCAGAAGCAGCAACAGAAACUUAAAGAGAAGCGUGAAAGAGAAGGUGCUGUCGAGAAUCCCACCUUUCAAACACCUAGAAGGGAACUCCCUAGGGUUCCUGAACCAAGACGAGAGGUCUUCACUCAGCCUGACAGGGUUCCUGAACCAAGACGAGAGGUCUUCACUCAGCCCGACAGAGCGCCUGAACCAAGACAAGUUGUCUCCCCUCAGUCUGACAGGGUGCCUGAACCAAGACAAGUAGUCUCCCCUCAGCAGGACAGGGUGCCUGAACCGAUGUACCAGUCACAGAUCAUGACAGCUCCCAGGGAUGAGAUACCAACGGACAACCUGACCUGGCUGGAGCAGAAACAGAGGAAGCUUCAAGAGAAGAGACAAAAGGAAGAGCAAUCAAGUCCUUUAUUUAUUAACACCUCUUAUCAGAGCCCGUCUUAUGGCACACCUUCCAGGACAGAUUCCUCUGGU